AUGCCUUCAUCUUCUCCACUGUACUACUUCAGGAAAAUGUACAGGUUUUUGCCAAAUGAAGUUGUGUUUCACUGGAUCACUGUGUGUGUGCAGGAUGUGGUGCGGAGCUGGUAUCCGCGUUUACCCUCCAUCGUACAGAACGCAGAGCAGCUGGUGACCAAUGCAGAGGAGUGUGCUGAAGCCUGCAGAGAGGGUGAAACUCAACAUCUCUCAGAGCUGAGGAUUGUGUUAAUGGGUAACAGAAAUGUUGGGAAGAGUUCAACAAAAAACACUAUUCUGGGCAGAGAGGAGAUUGACUUCUUAUCUCAUCGGUGUGUAAAGAGACAUGGAGAAGUAGCAGGUAGACACAUCACUGUCAUUGAAGCUCCAGGAUGGUGGAGGAACGAAUCUGUCGAGGAGAGUCCUGAGUUACUGAAACAGGAGAUUUUGCUCAGUGUGUCUCUGUGUCCUCCAGGACCACACGCUGUACUACUGAUCAUACGUGUGGACUACCCAUUUACAGAGAAUAAUAGAAAAGUAUUGCAGGGGUAUCUGGAUCUUCUCGGUGAGAGAGUCUGGAGUCACACUAUAGUGCUGUUCACUCGUGGAGACUAUCUGUCAGACACAUCUAUAGAGCAGCACAUUGAGAGUGAAGGGCAGGAUCUCCAGUGGCUUCUGGACAAAUGUGGGAACAGGUAUCAUGUUCUCAACAAUCAGAACAGGAGUGACCACACUCAGAUCAAGGAGCUGCUGCAGAAGAUUGAGGAGACAGUGGCACAAAACAACGGCUGCCAUUUGGAAAUAGACAGAAAUAAUUCAGAAAUCAUAGAUCGAAGCAAGGGAUCUUCAAGAGGAAGCUUUGAAAAUGCAACAGAUAUGAUGGGUGAUGGAGAGAGCCCUUCCUUCAGUCCACUCACAAAACAAAAGAAAAGAUCACAAAACACACGUCUCUCUGAGCUUGUAAGAAAAUCUCUCAGCAUUGGAGUUCCACCAUCCAUGAGUGUUGAAGGGAAUACAGUAACUGAAAUAUUUAACAGAUGCCACACAAUUGAGCCCACAACAACAGCACACAGCAGGAAAGUUGGACCAUCCAUGAGUGGAGAUGAUGGAUCUGAUUCAUGGUCUCUGGGAAGUUCUGCUUAUGGUUCAUUCAGAUCACGAUCAGGAGCAGACACAGUUUUUGGAUCAUCACGUUCCAGAGAUUCAUCUCACACAAGUUACGAGUCAGGGGCCAUAAAACGAUAUAACAGCAUUGAACUUCCACCACCCAACAUGAGUGUUAGAGGGAAAACAGUAACUGAAAAAUGUUACAGACGCCACACAACUCAGUUCACAGCAAGACACAGCAGGAAAGUUGGACUAUCCAUUAAGAGGUCUCGGGUAAACUCUGCCCAACUAGAAGCAGACAGCAGGUUUGGGUCAUCAUGCUCCAUAGUCUCCACUGGCAGCUCAGGAUAUGGAUCUUCAUGCUCCCUUCCUCAAUCUGUGGAACAGUCAGAACACAAAUGGACAAAUAGUGCGUUUAAGAUUUCAGAACUUUCAGACAAACAAGAUGAGUGUGAAGAUAUGAACUUAUAAGAAUUAAUGUAUGCAAAUGACUGUUUAUAUAGCCAUCCAUUCUCCAAGCUGCAUGUUCUAUGUAGCGAUUCAGGAGCCUGUCCCAGCAUCUCAGGCCUGUCGUAGACAGGGAAACACUCUGGAUGGAUGGCCAGUUGUUUAAAUAUCUUAAUCUAUAAAAUAUUAAUAUUGUACACUGUAAAAACUGGGAUU
Sinocyclocheilus grahami is the source of this 1749-nucleotide messenger RNA. RefSeq lists its product as uncharacterized. The record is from RefSeq and is a predicted model, not a curated record. The coding region runs from base 1 to 1557 and encodes 518 amino acids. NCBI's taxonomy places the organism in Eukaryota, Metazoa, Chordata, Actinopteri, Cypriniformes, Cyprinidae. Gene Ontology annotation, molecular function: GTP binding. The transcript is spliced from 8 exons.